CACAUGGUGUGGAUUUCCGCUCUGACACGUUUUACUCGAGGCUGCACAGCAGGGGCAGGGCCACACAAUCACAGAAGAGCUGCUGCAGCAGGACAUGAUGGUGCUUUGAAGACCACUCUACCAUGCAGUCCACCAUGAAUGUCAAUGGACUUCAACGCCAGGGCAGUCAGGAGAAUUACAUUCUGGAUAAUACACUGAGGAAGAAAAGUUCUCUGUGGUACCGCCGCUCGCUGAGGGGGAGCAGUGAUCGACAGCGGCAGAACACAGGCACCCUGCCCAGAGUUUGCAAGCCCAAACAGACCCGCAGCAACAGCCUGGUUGAUUACACCGACCCACAGAGGACCACAAUUAUACUGGAAAAGCAAGACAAUGAGACAUUCGGUUUUGAAAUUCAGACAUAUGGCCUGCGGUUGAAACACAGCUCUGCAGUGGAGAUGUGCACGUUUGUGUGCAAGGUGCAAGAGGACAGCGCAGCUGAGAACGCUGGCCUGACCACAGGAGACAUUAUUGUCACCAUCAAUGGGGUCAGCAUUGAGGGAUCAUCUCAUCAGCGCAUACUUGACCUCAUUCGAGAAUCAACCAACAGCCUAAAGAUGGAGACUGUGUGUGGGAAUGUGGUGAAGCAGAUAGAGCUGGAGAAGAGGAUGAACCUGCUCAAGCAAUCACUACGCGAGAAACUGGUGGAGCUGCAAGCGCUGACAUUACAGGAAAAGCGUCUAAUGCGAGGUAAUCUAAACGACACCAGUCUCCACCUCUCAGAUGCCUCUUCAGCCAGUCUGACCUCCCCCAUUGGCCGCUGUGGUCGAAGGUUUUCCAGUGACAGUAGCUACAGGAGUGUGAUGACAGAUGACAGUGACCAAGCUAGUGUGUUUGGGGACCUGAACUCACCCAGUCCCUGCAGCGCAGCCAGCACCACAGACGAUGGCUGCUUCUUUUCCAGAGACUUUCCCUCAGACGACGGCUCCCGCAGGUUUUCAUCCAACUCCAGCUAUCCAAACCAAACCCUCCGCUCCAGCAGCUCCAGUCUGGCAGGCAGCAGCAGUUCCCUCUCUCCUUCCUGGGACGAAACAAGAAUCUCGUCCUUGUUUGGGACUCUGCCCAGAAAAAGCAGAAGAGCCAGUGUGCGCAAACACAUCUUCAAGUUGAUUCCAGGACUCCAGAGAUCAGUUGAAGAGGAGGAGACAGGAGCAAACAAUCCAUGAUUUGCCACCCACAUGCUGCUUUGUCUCACAGAGAAAUGGACAAUGUAAUGCAAAGUUUCUCCACACUUUUAAGACUGGGUCAACCCUUCAUGAGGACACAGAGAAGACGGUUUUUGUUUUGGCAGUCGUCAAUGUCAAAGUUCAAUUGUCUCUGAGCCAUUCAGGGUGAGCCUGGCUCACUGCUUAGCCUGUACUGUACUUGUGGCACAAAAGCAUUAUGGAAACGUGUUGAAUGAAUGUACACAUUUUAUAAAGAUUGUAAUGUAAAAAACACGCAAUUAUGUAUCCUUCUGACUUGAAUAUAUGUUGUUUUAUUCCUUUGUGAUACUGUAGUUAGCAUUAAUCAGAGCAGUGUGAAUUGCAGCAACAGUAUUCAUGUAGCAACCUGUGUUUCAUAACGAGCCAUUUGUAACCUGAACUAUACACAAAAACCAUUGAUUUUACUAUGAGACACUCCAAGCAGCACUUAUAUCACGUUCAGGUGCAAGGAACCAAAACUAAACCUCUAAACCAUACAGGAGGCUUCUCAAGUAAAAACAGGAUGUGGGUAUGAGAGUACUACUUAGCAGUUUCCAUCUACAAAAUUAUAUUCAGAUACACCUUACUUUCGAUGCUCAGGGCCACUGAAACGGUUUCUCGUGCAUUCUGUGUGUUCAGAGAUUGUGUAUUCUGCUUUAAGUUGCAAGAAAAUGCAACUCUGUAAAAACUGUGUAAAGACUGUUUUUGAUCUGUGCUUAAUCCUUUGCAAUCACAUUAAGAUUCAAUGUAAGAAAAAGUUUAAAAAAUAAAUAAAAUAAAAACUUUUACAGCCAA
Mugil cephalus (flathead mullet) is the source of this 2015-nucleotide messenger RNA. Its product is annotated as cytohesin 1 interacting protein. The record is from RefSeq and is a predicted model, not a curated record. NCBI's taxonomy places the organism in Eukaryota, Metazoa, Chordata, Actinopteri, Mugiliformes, Mugilidae. The transcript has 8 exons. Gene Ontology annotation, molecular function: protein binding. Bases 123 to 1202 code for a protein of 359 amino acids.